This is a messenger RNA of Lymnaea stagnalis (great pond snail), 1508 nucleotides long. The record is from the annotation of a GenBank genome assembly. NCBI's taxonomy places the organism in Eukaryota, Metazoa, Mollusca, Gastropoda, Lymnaeidae.
AUGACAACUAUAAUCGAACACUUCAAUUCUCAACUGCUGAGUUUGAAUCUUAGUGGAAACCUGAUGCAUGGCUUCUAUAGAGUCAUUGAUGCCAUAUGUGUAAGAAAAUGCGGGGAAAUACCUUCUGUUUUUUUUUAAAAAUCAGCUUGAAUUGUCAUCAAAAGGUUUUAGCUUAAGUUAAAAUUAUUGACAAAACUGGUAUAACUCACAUUACUUGUCAGUACACUAUACAUUUGCCAGUAUAUUCAGAAUAAGAUUGUACACUUUAGGCCUACAUCUUUCAAUAUUGAGUUUAAGAUUGUAUACUUUACAGCUAUCAGUAUGGGGUCUAAGAUUGUAUACUUUACAUCUGUUACUAUUCGUUCUAAGACUGUACAAUUUACAGCCAUCAAUAUUGGGUCUAGGAUUGUACACUUUACAGCCAUCAGCAUUGGGUCUAAGAUUGUACACUUUACAGCUGUCAGUAUUGGGUCUAAUAUUUUUCUCUUAACAUCUGUCAAUAUUGGGUCUAAGUCUGUUUAGGGAGGCUAAGUAAAGCAAACUUGGAAAUAAAAAAAUAAACAUGAAAUGAAAGAUUUGAAAUGAAAUAAUUUAUUUAUUUUAUAUUUGAUAUGUUAAGAGAUCUCUAAAAGUUUUCUCCCUGGUUUCUGGUAGUGUAAAAUCACUAUCAAUUUUCAAUUACAUUUGCUUUGUCUGUCUUCUGCAGGAAAACUGCUCUAACCUAGAGAUGCUGGCCAUCAACUACUGCAGAGCCGAUGUUUUGACAUUGGAUAUAGAGAGACUCCAGAGAAGCCUACCGGCUCUCAAAACACUCAACAUGGGCUACAUCUUGUCUAGCAAUAUUAACAUUGAGGAAAAGCCCUCUGUAAGUGGCUAAGUUAUUUAAUCCAAUUAGUAACAUAGACUUUUCAAACCUUGGAAUUUCAUUUUCUCCGAUAUCAACAUUUGAAAAAAUUGUUAACACUAUGUUUUAUAAACUAUACUUAUCCAAGAUGUCUAUACCUAAAUACAACUUAUGGUUAAUCUCUACUAGAAGAAUAUAAGUUAACUUAUUGGUUUGAAGCCUUCUUCAGUAGACAAAAAAGACCUAGAAAAUGUUUGUAUGGGAAAUAAUUAUUGAAAAGAAGUUCAACUCUUUGUCUAUAUAGUUACGUCAAAAGUUAUAGGAAAAUGAUUGCAAUUUCCCUGUAAACAUGUAUUGUUCCUCAAUGUUCAGUAUCAUCAUCUGGUGUGCCAAUAAUGUGCCUUGUCAACAUUUGUUAUGCCACCAAUGUUCUAUGUAAGGGUUGAUUGCUCUUCAUGAAAAUGGGGGUUUCCCUUUGUAGUGAAAACCUCUGCAUACUGAGACUAUUGUUGUUUUGUUGCUUCAACAUUGUUUUACAACGAUUGCCCACCAUAUGCUAUUGUUUUUUUUAGUGGGUUUUACCUAAUAGCAUUCUUUUUUUCCCCUUCCUUUUUACCAGUAUCUUUCUCCAGGAUUUCAGUCAUUGGAAGAUUUAUCUAUUGCU